This is a messenger RNA of Adineta ricciae, 2436 nucleotides long. NCBI's taxonomy places the organism in Eukaryota, Metazoa, Rotifera, Eurotatoria, Adinetida, Adinetidae. The record is from the annotation of a GenBank genome assembly.
AUGUCUUCGAACAAUUCGUCAUUUAUCGUUGAAAGUCCACCUAAUGCACAUGAGAUCGUAGAUUUAACUACAACCACAUCUCCUACUCUUCAUAUAACCUCACCUUCAGGCGAUGAUUUCUCAUCAAUUACUAAUGAAUUUACAACUGAACGAGUGUGUCGUUUAUUAAGCAAGAAUCCAGAAAAUUAUAAAGUGAUUAAAAAUACAAAGAAUAAUUUAACGUCUAUAUGUUGGAAUCUCUUUGGUAUCCCGACUAGAAAAAUCCUUGGAACAGAAGAAUUUGAACCAAUUCAAGGUUUUGUUAGUUGUGAAUCCUGCUUUCAAACAUAUGCAUUUUCAUCUACUUCUGGUACACGAGUACUUAAUUCGCAUACAUGUGUUCAGAAGUUUUCUUCUGGAACAAGAAAACGAUCUUCUUCUGAAAGUGGAACUAAUCAUCAAAUGAAAUUAGAAACAAUUACAAAAUCUUAUAAAGAUGUUCGUUUACCAGAGAAACCAAUCAAUAUAAUCAAAGAAUUAACAUGUAAAUGGGUAUGUCAAGAUAUGAGACCGUUUUCAAUUGUAGAAGAUAUUGGAUUAGAAAAUUUAUUACAAGAAUUCAUUAAUAUAGGUGCUACAUAUGGAAAAAUUAAUGUAAAAAAUGUUCUUCGUGGUGCAGAUGUAGUUGCAAAACAAGUUUACAAAUUAGCUGAUGAUUAUCGUGCUGAAUUACGAGAAUUGUUGAAAGAACCGUAUGAAAACAACUGUAUUUGUGUUAGUCCUGAUAUGUGGUCUGAUCCAUAUAAACAAAUUUCAUAUAUGGGAAUAUCAAUUUCAUUUACUGAUAAAAAUUUUAUUUAUAAAUCGGUUGAUAUAUGUUGUCGACCAUAUCUACAACAAGACCAUACCGGUUCAAACAUUCUGCUGUCUAUUCAGCAAUGCUUAGAACCAUUUGGUUUAAUUGAUUUCGAUAAACUAACAUUUGUAUCGGAUCGUGGACCUAACUUAGUGUGUGCUUUACGUCGUUAUAAUACAUUAUUUUGUUAUCCACAUCGUCUAAACAACAUUUUAAAACGCUCUUUUUUUCAAACAGAACGUCAAGAGAAAAAGAAAAAAGACAUAUCGUCAGAAAUACAGAGUAAAAACUUCACUGGAAACAUCACAGCAAAUAAUACAAUUAAUUCAUCUUCAAAUGAUGGAGAUGACAGUUGUUCACCUUCAACUUCUUCUUCUGAUGAUGAUGAUGAUGUAGGUAAAACUCAACCACUUCUUCCAAUCAAAUAUAAAAAAAACAACAAAAAUGAAUUAUUAAUGUCAAAAUCUGUUAAUGAUCCACGGAAAAUGAAGUCGAAAGAUUUACACCCAUCUGCUCAACAAAUCAUUAAUACUAUCACUCGAUGUAAAAAUUUAGUUCGAUAUGUAAAAAAGAGUGGUUGUAACAAAGAUAUUCAAUCAAAUGGUGGUGUUGCUUUACAGCAAUCGACUGUGGUUCGUUGGUUAUCUUUAAUCAAUCUACUUGAAAGUAUCGUACGUUCUUACAAAGCAACUAAACGAGUUUUAAUUAAUCGUAAACAGAAUUCGAAGUUAAAUGGAAUCGAUGUUGAAAUUCUGAAGGAAUUAAUUCGUUUAUUAAAACCCUUCAAACAUAUUUUGAAGAUAGUUCAAACUACAAAUACACCUUCAUUGUAUAUGGUGCUGAUUUGUACUCUUAUGUUAAGAAAGACUUUAGGUUCGUUUGAAGAAUUAUUAGAAUUUCAUCAAUCCGAACCACCAACAAAUGAUUCAAUUGAUGAUGAAAAUAGUAAUUCUCAUGCAAUAGAAGAUACUAUUGAAAGUGAAGGAAUACAAAUUCUUCGCUUACGUAUAUUGGAAUUGUUGAACAUGAUGUUCGAACUAGACGUUCGUCAUUAUGCUUCGACAUUACUUCAUCCUAGAUAUCGUAAACUUAAAGAUUGUACAAAAACUGAACGUGAACAAACGUAUACAUACAUUCGUAAAUGUAUGAAAGAAAUAGAAAAGGAAGAUAAAAAGAAGCAACAACAAGAUCGUGAACCACCACAAAAGAAGAGAAAACUUGCACAAUCAUUUCUUCAACAAUUUGAAGAUGAUAGUGAUUAUGAACAAUCAAUUGAUGGAGACGAUGUUGAUGGAAACGAAGACUUUUCAAUGAAUUUACCAAAAGUAGAUGAAUUAGCACGUUAUUCAGCUAUGGAAAUUGAUAAAUCAACAUUAACAAAUAAUCCUCUUGAUUUUUGGAGAAUUAAUCAAAAUGAUUUUCCACUUCUAUCAAGAGUCGCUCGACAAAUUCAUAGUAUUCCAGCGUCUUCUGCAGCAGUUGAACGUCAGUUCAGUGGUGCUGGUCUUGUCAUCAAUGAACGUCGGACUUCUUUACAUCCGGAUCAAGUCGACAACAUUCUCUUUAUUCGUUCAAUGCAGAAAAUGAAACUCGCUGAAUAA